AUGGUGGACGAUAGUCACCAGAAGACUGCCUUGGGCGUGGUUGUGGCCUUCCCCGUACUCGGGGGAAUCGCAGUGCUGCUGCGAAUCUGGAGCCGCUACUUGACUCGGUCGCGCUUGGGAGCAGGAGAAGAUGAUACCCUUAUUGUGGUUGGAUAUAUUCUUGCCAUCGGGCAAUCAAUCACCUCCUGGUAUUAUAUUAAGACAAACUAUGUGGGAAUUCAUAUCUGGGACAUCCCAAAGAAUUAUGACAUCAAGCUAGGACUCAUUUGGAACUUUGCGAAUCAACUAAUCUACAAUCCUUGCCUCACAAUGGUGAAGCUGUCCAUCCUCGUGUUUCUGCGUCGCCUCGAAUCACAAUCGCGGCUCGUUAACCUUCUCAUAUGGUCCACCAUGUUCAUUACGGUCGCAUUAUUCAUCGCGGUCCUAGUGGUGGAUAUCUUCCAGUGCAGUCCGGUCGCCUACGUCUAUGACCUUUCCAUCUCAAACGGAUCCUGCAUCAAUCAGGGGGCGUUCUACGUGGCGACGGCGGCAACUUACCUCUUCACCGACGUGCUUGUUCUGUCGAUUCCUAUCAUAAUUACCUGGGGUUUACAAAUGCCACUAAGAAGGAAGGCUGCUGUCUGCGUGGUGCUCUGCAUGGGCGCAGUAGCAACCGGGGUGGGAGUCUGGCGGAUAGUUCUCCUCGCUCAAGGCUUCUUUCCAGCUCACCCGGUGUACGAUGCCACCUAUUCCAUUGGCUUCUGUAGCUCUGCGGUAGAGGUCCAUGUCGCCGUUCUGGCUGCAUGUGCCCCUUGUCUCAAGGCCAUUGCCAGUACCUACUUGCCUCGUCUGCUGGGCUCAUCACGUCGAGCCACCUACCCUUCAACCGGUCGCCAGUACAUUCCCAAUUCCACCGCAUCGUACUCUCGUCGAUCUCAUGUCAAGAUCUCGGCUCCUCGUGGCGAUACCUCGGUCGCAUUCGAGAUGAGAGAGAUGCGAAAAUACCAUCCCUACGCGGAAGCAGAUGAUACCAGCCUCAGUAGUGAGGACGGCGCACCGCCGAGAGGCAUUGUAAAGACUACGGCGAUCUCGGUCCGAUACACGGCGGACUCCAACUCGGAACAUGGCGGGCAAGGGAUCAGAGAAGGAAGCGUAGAGCGCUUGGUUUAG
Messenger RNA from Aspergillus piperis CBS 112811, 1149 nucleotides. RefSeq lists its product as uncharacterized. The transcript has 7 exons. Lineage: Eukaryota; Fungi; Ascomycota; Eurotiomycetes; Eurotiales; Aspergillaceae. The record is from RefSeq and is a predicted model, not a curated record. The coding region runs from base 1 to 1149 and encodes 382 amino acids.